GUUACUUGGCAUUCUGGGACACAAACAGUGGUUGGUAUGAACGGUAUGAAUAUCUCUCACGGCGACAACAGCAGCAGCGUCCACUGUGGAAAGAAGGCGACGAGAGAAACAACACCCAGCUAGCAGAGAAAGGGCAGACAGGUUUUUCAUAUCAGACUUCUGCAUCUUGUUUGUUGCUCUGUUGUCCGGGAGAAGCGGACGUGGAGGCCAGUUAGUCUCUGAAAUGCAACGGUGGACUUUAUCCACGCAGAGAGUUAUUUAGCUAACGACAGGAGUAAGUUGGCCUCACUGUGUUCUAUACUAGUGGGUUAACGUUAGCUAGAUGGCAAUGCUGGUCGAGUCAUAAAAGUUGAUGUCUUUGCACCACUUCGCUUCUAGUCAUCUCACUCCGAAGAAGAAGGAUUGUUUUGUCGCUGUCCUCACAGCUCGUCUCUUUCCUGCCCUGACAGCUGCCUCCAUCCAUUGACUCUAAAUUGUCCUGAGCUAAGAGGGGACAACUCUGAAUAUGGCGAGUGUUUCUGACAGAGACUACAAAACUGGCAUUUUAAAGUCAUUGGCCUGGCACGUUGACCAGCUUGUGUACCCAAGAUAAACAUUGUUUAACUGGACAAUUCGUGUAAUGGCCAAGGAGAGUGGUGGAAAAAAUCUUUUUAUCUCACUACACAGUUGUUCUCAGAGUUGCAUAACAAUGUGUUACCACUGCUGAAACCGUUUUCUUAACAGUUUAUAAGUACUUCUCUGUUGAAGCUCAACAAAUUGAUAUUGCUAGACAUGGAUUUGCGCUGAAUGUGAAGAUUGUCUGGAAAUCUCAAACAUCACAGCUGUCUCCAGGUCGGACGGUUCAUCUGAGCCCUGCUGCUGGUCCCUAAAGCUUAUAUGAGGGCCAACAUGUCAGUGUCGGGGUCCACGACUGUACAUCUUUUCACCAAGCUUGUCAAGCACGCUGUGGGCAAGGCACAGAUCCAGCUGAACCGCUGGCUGCAGAGGACUGCCACAGAUGAUUGUGACAAAGUUGACAUCCUGAUAUGCAGCGCCUUUGACGAGACUGGGGUUGGCAUAGCGAGGUCAGACGGAGACCCUGAGGUUAUCGGUGCCACAGGGGGAAUGACCUUCAGCACCAGUGGAGAGUUCAGACAUCCGUGCUGUAUUACCACCUUUUGCUUCAAGAGCGCCCUGCUGGCGUGCAUCCUGACUGCUGUGUGCUUCUCCUCGGUUGCCCUCGUGCGCCAAUACCUCAAGGACCUUCUGCUCUGGGUGGAGAGCCUGGACAGCCUCGUUGGAGCCUUGCUGUUUAUAGUUGGUUUGAUUAUCGUGUCGUUCCCGUGCGGAUGGGGAUAUAUUGUUCUUAAUGUGGCAGCUGGCUACCUCUAUGGCUUUGUGCUGGGCAUGGGACUAGUUAUGGUGGGAGUUUUAAUAGGGACCUUUGUGGCACACCUGGUGUGCAAACGACUAUUGACUGACUGGGUGCUGAACAAGAUAGGGAACAGUGAACAGCUCAGUGCUGUCAUACGAGUUGUGGAAGGAGGAAGUGGACUCAAAGUUGUGGCCUUAGCGAGACUCACCCCCAUACCUUUUGGGCUCCAAAAUGCAGUUUUCUCGAUCACAGACGUGUCCUUGCCAAACUACCUGGUGGCCUCCUCUGUGGGCCUGCUGCCCACUCAGCUCCUCAACUCCUACCUGGGCACCACGCUUCGCACCAUGGAGGACGUCAUCGCCGAGCAGAGCGUCAGCGGCUACUUUGUGUUCAGCCUGCAGAUUGUCAUCAGCAUCGGCCUGAUGUUCUACGUUGUGCACCGCGCUCAGGUAGAGCUCAACGCAGCCAUCGCAGCCUGCCAGAUGGAGCUCAAGUCCUCACACAUGAACGGCUCCUCCACCAAUCACAGCGGCUUCACCUACUGCAGCAAGAGGGCGACGGCUGGCGGUGGAAACUGCGUUAAUGUGGUGUGAACCGCAAAUCAUCACUCGAGGCAGAAGCUCUCAUGACUUGGUCACCGUAUUAUAAGACUGCAGAGCUUUGGGGGAACCCGGCCGAUUUUAGACGGUGUCUGAAACAUGUUGGUGGCGUGAUAUUUAAUUUUCAACAUUAUAUUCUGACCCACCUGUGCAAGGAAACCCUGAAAGCGUGUCUUUAAUCUGUACGGUGUUUUAAAAGGUGCUGAUGGAAAUGGUUUUACGGUACAUUAUCUUGGGAGAUUUUUUAAAUUCUUUUCAUUACGGUACUUCUUAACAUUUACUCUGUUGCAGGAGAUGUUAAUGACAUGAUGUUUUGAAAUUUCAGAGUUGGCUGAGUAAGAUUAAUAUUAAAAAAUAAGCUAGGCAUUAAUGGCCUGCUAACACUAUGAAUGUGCAAUCUGGAGCUUUCUAGAAAACCAAGGAACUGUUUUUCCAUUUCAAUGUCUAAAGAAUGCCAACCUAUGCACCUUUGUUUCAUACAAUGUCUGUUUUUAUUUUAAAAGAUUUCAUGAUUUGUCUACAUCCAGUGCAAAUAAUAAGGGCAUUAUUCAUAUUUUUGAAACAUUUGGCUGUUUAGUCCAGUGCAUUUAAUUUUUUUUUUCAAGUGUCUUAUUUUUGGACUUUUGAGAGAGGGGGAAAGCUCUUGCUCAGCAUUACUGGCCUCUCCCGACUGUGUGAUUUCUGCUGGCUUACGGCCACAUUAUCUGGAUUGGCCUUGUCUGCCUGGAGAUCAUUUAUUGCGCUUCUGCGGUUUUGAUAAGAGCAGCUGGAGAGGAGAGCAGAUUUCACAGCAGGAAACUCAGGAAUGUUUCUGCCAGGAAAGUUGAAGUGCGGCGUGAUCUCGGUAGCACAGGCACAUGUUCUGCUACAGAAAGAUUCCCACACGGAACUGAAACUGAGAUGCUUUGUUUUACUUUUUUGUUUGGCUGUGAGAUUAUCCAUUCAGAUUAUUAUAGUUUUUGCUUAAGAUCAUAAUUUUGACAAUUCUGUGCAAUAUGAAGAACGGUGACAAAAUGGCAUGAAUGUCAUAUUUCAGUGCUGAAACCAAACUAAUCAGAAAUGCUCUCACGUGUACAAAAUAACAGCUACGUCUGUUUUUAUUUAAGGUUUUACGUACAUUAUAGACAAGUAAGUUAGAUGAGCUAAAGAGGCUGAUAUUUUUUUAUAUCAUAAUUUGGUAAAGCUUAUCAGACGCCUAACACUGACCCCACCUGUUCUGAGGAUACAUGUGACUUAUGACUUACUUCAUUUUAUUACUUAAAGCUGGGGUAGGCAACGUUGCACAAACCAGCAAGAGACAGCUAGACUGUGAAAGUAUCCAACCUCCCUCCAAAGCCAUUACACCCCAAUGGGUGCACAGGCAGAGUGUGUGCAGGUUGGUAUGUAGACAUUUUAUUUGGACUGAAUGAAAAUUAAAUAAUUGGCCAUGCUUGUUAUAGUCCUGCGACAGCCACAGAUACUGGAUUUAUUUUACAUUUUUGUGUCAGCACAUUAUUGAUUGCUGUCGCGAUGUAAAGAGAAUUUCAAUGAAUAUAACAAAAAAUGCUUCUGAAAUAAAUUGCCUACCUCUGCUUUAAUGUUGCUGUCAGUUCUAGACAUAAUCUAUCUAAUAAUACAACAACAAUGUUCUCAUGCUGUUUGUUCCUUUGCACUGUCCACUACAACAGACAAAACAUUAUUUUCAUACAGAUAAGUUUGGGGUUUGGUUGGUCAGAAGUUGAAACUGAUGUGUCUCAGAAGCCGACAAUCAAACACAAAAUGGACACUAAUUCAUGAAUGUGACGAUACUUUAUUAUUUUUACAUGAAUUAUUGUGAUGCUGCUCCUCAGACAAAGUCUGAUUGAGGAAUAAUAAGGGCUCUUAUAUGAAAAAAUCCAUCUUUAUGUCCCUCUAUUUGUUCACAAAAGCCUGAUUUGUAAUGUUGGCACACAUUUUUAUUUUUCAUUUUAAUUUUUCUACUAUUUUUUUCUCGUCGAAGUCAGAAUAAAUGUUCGCACAAACACAUUCCAUGCUGUCAGACCUCUGAGAAGCUGUAGAGUUAUUUUCAUGCUAAAUGUUGGUUGAAAGGGCCCCUUCCUGUCUGAAUUUAGCAAUAAAGUCCUACCAAUAAGAUCUUUAGCCAAGUGUUGGGAAUAGCUGUUUACUUCCACUGUUAAAGAUCUGAUGGGAAACAUUAAUUUUCCAUUGACAAGUGAACACAAACUGCAUUCGCGUUGUUAGUUGAUCCAUGUUCCACUGUAAGGAUGAGUAUCAGUGUUUCCAGGUUUGUGUUACAGUGUUAAACCUGUGUGUUCUCCCUCUGCCUGUUGAUGGACAUUUUUCUGCGCUGCCUGUAGUGGAGAAGAGAUACACAAACAUCUGCAAUCAGAACAGCUUGUUCGGCACCUUCUUUGGAGAGUCCUUAAAUCCUACUGAUCAGUUAUUGGCGUUUAGCGAUCAGUCUCUCGCUCCUGUCACAUAAAAAAAUGCUGGAUCCAACCCAGACAGUGUUCCAGUUCCUUACUUGAAUUGGAAGUUUACACAGAGAGAGAGAGAGAGAGAGGGGAUCACAUUUUUAUGGCUGCGGGAUUUAAAAAAUCUGCUCACUGCUCUUCACUUUCUCACUUCUUAAAAGUGGGGAGAUGAGUUUUUCUCACAUCCUGAUGAGAAAAUGUUGUAAAUAGACAAGUGUUUUCACCUGACAGCAAGUGUCCCUACCCUCCAAACAAAGUGUGAUUCGAUGAAGCUGUUCUGCUUAAAUGUGGAAGAGAUGUGGAACGUCAUACCAUGUUUAACGCAAAAAUCAAACAAAUGAAACUUGAUCGGCCUUCGUGGACACUUAAUAAUAUUUUAGUCUCUCAACUGGGAUUUUGUAAACUUGAGAUUGUGGAAAAAUGAGCAGUUUUACAGUAAAGGCUUUGGUUCGUCCUUGGUGGGCUCUACUUUACUUAGAUAUAGUUAUGCAACAACUGAUUCCUAAGGGAAGUAUAUUUCAUAGACACCCACACAAGACCUGAAUCUGAGACGUAAUUGCACACGUGAACUGUUCUAUUGUACAGUGUGAUACCAUUAACUUAAAGGGUCAAGUUGAGGGUCUCGUUUGGUGCUAUGAAAUGCAAUACUUCCCAUCUGUAUCAAGUGCAUUACACAUAUGCUGUAUUUUGUAAUACAGAAUUUUACAGUGUAUAAAUAAUGUAUUUAUCACUGUAUGAUGCUUGUCCAAUUUUAUUUAUGAGAGAGAAUAAAACCUGUCUGAAUUUGUUACAAAA
Molecule: messenger RNA, 5201 nt
Organism: Micropterus salmoides (largemouth bass)
Lineage: Eukaryota; Metazoa; Chordata; Actinopteri; Centrarchiformes; Centrarchidae
Gene: tmem64
Product: transmembrane protein 64
Exons: 3
Coding region: 877-1947 (356 amino acids)
Source: RefSeq, a predicted model, not a curated record